AUGGCGACGGCCGCCUCUGCGCCGUCAACGAUCGGGCUUUCCCCCUUGGAUUCCGGGCUCCCUGCCUGCACCUCGCCUUCAGCAUCUGUAAUGAAGAGACAUACGGCAUCUGAGAUACCUCCUACUUCUGGCAUGACCAUUAAGAAAAUAGGCCACCGAGGUGUUGAUUCCUCAGGAGAGACAACAUAUAAAAAGACAACCUCAUCAGCCUUGAAAGGUGCCAUCCAGCUAGGCAUUACUCACACUGUGGGGAGCCUAAGUACCAAACCAGAGCGGGAUGUCCUCAUGCAAGAUUUCUAUGUGGUAGAGAGUAUCUUCUUUCCCAGCGAAGGGAGCAAUCUAACCCCUGCUCAUCACUACAGUGACUUUCGUUUCAAGACAUAUGCACCUGUUGCCUUUCGCUACUUUCGGGAGUUAUUUGGCAUCCGGCCCGAUGAUUAUUUGUACUCCCUUUGUAGUGAGCCACUGAUUGAACUCUGCAAUUCUGGGGCCAGUGGCUCUCUUUUCUAUGUGUCCAGUGAUGAUGAAUUCAUCAUUAAGACAGUCCAGCAUAAAGAAGCGGAAUUUCUACAGAAGCUGCUUCCAGGAUACUACAUGAACCUCAACCAGAACCCUCGAACUUUGCUGCCUAAAUUCUAUGGUCUGUACUGUGUGCAAGCUGGUGGUAAAAACAUUCGAAUUGUGGUGAUGAACAAUCUCUUACCACGUUCAGUCAAGAUGCAUGUCAAAUAUGACCUUAAAGGCUCAACCUACAAACGACGGGCUUCCCAAAAAGAGCGAGAGAAACCUCUCCCAACCCUAAAAGACCUGGACUUCUUACAAGACAUCCCUGAUGGUCUAUUUUUGGAUGCUGAUAUGUACAAUGCUCUUUGUAAGACCCUACAGCGUGACUGUUUGGUGCUGCAGAGCUUCAAGAUAAUGGACUAUAGUCUUUUGGUAUCUGUCCACAACAUAGAUUAUGCACAGAGAGAACCCUUAGGCAGUGAAGCACAACAUCCAGUUGAUAAUCGUCGACCAGCCCCCCAAAAGGCUCUCUAUUCCACAGCCAUGGAGUCCAUCCAGGGCGAAGCACGUUGGGGUGGCACAGUGGAAACUGAUGACCAUAUGGGUGGCAUCCCUGCCCGGAAUUGUAAAGGGGAAAGGUUGCUGCUUUAUAUUGGUAUCAUUGACAUUCUACAGUCUUACAGGUUUAUUAAGAAGUUGGAGCACUCCUGGAAAGCUCUGGUACAUGAUGGGGAUACCGUAUCAGUGCAUCGCCCAGGCUUCUACGCUGAACGGUUCCAGCGCUUCAUGUGCAACACAGUGUUCAAGAAGAUCCCCUUGAAGUCCUCUCCUUCCAAAAAGUUUCGGUCUGGCGCAUCUUUCUCUCAGCGAGCAGGCCCCAGCGGCAACUCCUGCUGCCAGCCAACAGUAUCUGGGGAACACAAGGCACAAGUGACAACAAAGGCGGAAGUGGAGCCAGGUGUCCACCUCGGUCGUCCUGAUGUUUUACCUCAGAGUCCACCUCUGGAGGAAAUAAAUGAGGACUUGCAAAUGCUAACCACAAGUUCAUCCCCCCUGGAAAAGCUUGAAAUUACAGAGUCAGAGUUCUCCCAUGUAAGUAUCUGGGAGCUCUUUCUCUUUGAUCCUUUCCAGAAGAUCCCAGAUUCUUCAUAA
Molecule: messenger RNA, 1656 nt
Organism: Elephantulus edwardii (Cape elephant shrew)
Lineage: Eukaryota; Metazoa; Chordata; Mammalia; Macroscelidea; Macroscelididae
Gene: PIP5K1A
Product: phosphatidylinositol-4-phosphate 5-kinase, type I, alpha
Exons: 15
Coding region: 1-1656 (551 amino acids)
Biological process (GO): phosphatidylinositol metabolic process
Molecular function (GO): phosphatidylinositol kinase activity
Source: RefSeq, a predicted model, not a curated record